AAAGGCAUCAGUCUAAGAAGGAUAGCUGGUAAACUUCAGACCAGCAGGAGCGGUCUCAGGGAGCACGCCAGACCCUUUCUUUGUGCAUUCCCCUUCAGUAGCCGGAGAAGGAUCUUGCAGAGCGCCUACCAGUUGCGGAGCAAUUCAGGACUUAGGAGAGCUCCCAGUGCAGCUUGCGCUCCAGCGACUGCCCGUUCCCAAGGAGAGAAGAGCCUUCCUCUUUUGCUUUGUAAGUCCAGAGAUGGAACACAGAAGUGGUUCCCAGAUUCUCCUUUCCCUUAUACUUCUUUGUGUCCUCUGCUCGCAAGUUCUUGCUUUACCUCCUUUGGGAUCAUACUCAGCUAUGAGAUUAGGAAACAGAAUGCCAUUUGAUGGAGCAAGUGAAUCAGAUCAAGCUCUGGGCUCAUUAAAACCGGAGGCUGACAUUUUGCAAACUACUCUACCAGAUAAUGACAAAUUCUAUUUUGAUGUCUCCAGAGCUAUGGACAGAAACACAAGACAUGCCGAUGGACUGUUCACAAGUGGCUACAGCAAACUUUUGGGUCAACUGUCUGCAAGAAAAUACCUGGAAUCACUUAUUGGAAAAAGAGUUGGAAAUAACACUCCCCUUGAAGAACAGAUGCCCGUCAAGCGCCACUCAGAUGCUGUCUUCACUGACAACUAUAGCCGCUUUCGAAAGCAAAUGGCUGCAAAGAAAUAUUUGAACUCUGUUUUAGCUGGGAAAAGAAGUCAAGAAGGACUAAACUCUGCCAACCUUCAGGAUGAAACAGAAUUCCUUGAACCUGCUUUCUCGGAAACCUAUGAUGAUGUCACUGUAGAUGAUCUGCUGAACCACCUCCCAUUGAACCUCUGAAGACACUUCAGUUCAAAAUUUCUCCACAAAAAUAAAGACAAGAUCAAACUAUUUUUGAGUUCCUCAUAGUAUUUCAAAGAAAUGAUUUCAUUAUUUAAACCAACACAGAUAUAUUGUGAAGUGAAAUUUGUGAUAUUUUUGUUUCUAAUUUAAUAAAAGUGGAUGUUUACACUGUAAAUAUUACUUUAGAGUGAUCUACCUAAAGCUGUACAUAUGUAUGCUAGUUCAACUCAUACAAAUCUUGUGAUCUCUUAUGCUGUAAAUCUGUUAUUUUGAUAACUGCAUUUCAAAGAAAGGUGAACACUACACACAAUAGUGAAGUGCAUUAAAUUGCAGCUUAUGUCUGCUUACACAAAAUCAAUGACUGCAAAAGGAACUGUCCCUUACUUAAACCACCAUUUUAACUCACUAUUUGGGUAGUAAAGGAGUUAGUAAAAACUGAGUUCUCAUCCUUGUAGUAUAUACAUACAAAUAAACUUUAAAUAUUACCAGUGUUAUUUGACCAUGGACAGCACCCCCCCCCCCAAUAAGUGGGUUCUAGAUCAAAUCAAGUGAAUUUUCCCAAGAAGCUAAAAUGACUAAAUUGAGGCUAGCGUUCUUUAGUCAUAUCAUGAGAAGACAGCACUCACUGGAAAAGACUGUAAUCCUAGGAAACGUUGAAAGCAAUAGAAGUCUCCACAUGAGGUUGCUUGACACAAUAAAGGAAGUCCCACCCUUCAGUAUGCAAGACCUGAGCAAGGAUGUUAAUAAUAGGAUGUUUUGGAGGUUAUUAAUUCAUAGGGUCAUUGUAAGUCAAAAGUAACUUGACACACAACACACACAUAUCAUAAUUGUAGCCACAUUUUGCCUGAAGUGAUAUUCCAGAAGAAUUUCAAGGAUCCUUCUAAGACAAAAUAUUUGUAGAAAUUUCUAGGGAUUACAUAAAAAAAUUAAAUAAGAUUUUCAAAAUUUGUCAGGUGGUUCUCAUACAUUUCUGCUGAAUGUUUCCUAAAGCAAAAUUCACAGUGGAUUUGAAGGGCCUUGCUUAGGGAAAACGUCUUUAAUAAUUUUCUGAAAACUUCAAAGAAUUUCAUUGAGACUGAAAAUUCAUAAGGGGGUUGUACACACAUGUAGUGAACAACAAAUCAAUAAUGACAGUUUUACAGUGACAUGUCACAUCCUAAACAGUCAUACAUUUCUAAGUCAAUUGAAGUUAAUGAGUUUAGAAGGAUGCAAUUUUGUUUAGGAUGACGCUGUUAAUCAAUUUAUUGAUCGGGUGUGAUUUAACAUGUAUGCCCCACAACUGUCCGUUUUAUUUUAAUAACACUGACACAUCAGAAGAGUCGAUGUGUUAAUCCCUUUUCAGAGCACUUCAUAUGUGUAUUUAAUAGGAACUAAUUCCAUACAAGUUACAUAAAUUUUUAUGAAAGACAUUAACUAAAGUAAAAGGGAAUGGCAUUGGAUGGAUUUUUCAUAAAGCCUUUUACUGUAAAAUUGGAACUCAUAAUCUAUCAAGUAAGCUAUAGUCAGAUAUGUAUGUAUCUUUUCCAUGUAAUGAAAUACCACAGGGACUUUGUUUAAUCCAUGGUUGGCAAAGCAUAUUAGAAGAUUAAUUCUAUCCCUUAAUUUGUUUUAUGUGCUAAAAUAAUUGAUGCUAGAAUUAUUCUACUUUGAACUCUGUAUACCUUUACUGAUGAAAGUAUUCCUAGUAUAUAUAAAAAAGUAGAACUGGAGACACUUUACUAUUUUUUCAAAAUGAAUGUAACCAAUGA
This is a messenger RNA of Eublepharis macularius, 2604 nucleotides long. RefSeq names its product vasoactive intestinal peptide (gene VIP). The record is from RefSeq and is a predicted model, not a curated record. Gene Ontology annotation, biological process: epinephrine secretion; positive regulation of epinephrine secretion; positive regulation of endothelial cell proliferation. Lineage: Eukaryota; Metazoa; Chordata; Lepidosauria; Squamata; Eublepharidae. Gene Ontology annotation, cellular component: extracellular region; perikaryon; neuron projection. The transcript is spliced from 7 exons. Bases 242 to 853 code for a protein of 203 amino acids. Gene Ontology annotation, molecular function: neuropeptide hormone activity; peptide hormone receptor binding.